AUGAAUGACUUGUUCCCAAGCGAUCUGGCGUUUACCAAGCCAAACCGGGCAGGAGCCGGCGGGUCAGGGCAGGCAGCGACAGGGAGACCCGACACAGAGGCCGCAGGUUCCCCAGAUUCACUCCGCGCCGGCGGGGACAAGGAGAGCAGGUCCACGGGGCUGGAACAUCCAACCCGAACCCGCCACCGGUACCAACCAGGCAGCAGCAGGGUCCACGGGGCUGGAACAUCCAACCCAAACCCGCCACCGGUACCAACCAGGCAGCAGCAGGGUCCACGGGGCUGGAACAUCCAACCCAAACCCGCCACCGGCAGCAGCAGGGUCCACGGGGCUGGAACAUCCAACCCAAACCCGCCACCGGUACCAACCAGGCAGCGACAGGGUCCAGCAAACGUCGGGAGAUACAAAGGCGAGGUCCCGCUCCAUAUCCACCUCGAUCAGGACGCACCAACCCGGCCCUCAGCCUCACCAGACAGCCACUCCGCUCACCUCGACGGCGGUGACGUUUACGCCGCGGAGGUAGCACAGGAGUGCGGCAGAGACCAGAGCCUACAGUGCAAACUGAUCGCAGGGUCUAUGUCCCUGCCUGUGCUGGAGAAAAAGGGGGACAUCGUCUUGGGGGGACUCUUCUCCCUUCAUGACAUGGUGUUGGAGCCCAGUCUUUCCUUCACCUCUACACCUCCUCCUGCACAGUGCACCAGAUUUAACUUUCGGACGUUCCGUUGGAUGCAAACUAUGAUGUUUGCUAUAGAGGAGAUCAACAGAGAUGGCAAACUACUUCCAAACGUCACACUGGGCUAUAGGAUCUACGAUUCAUGCAGUACACCCCAUCAGGCUCUGAAGGCUGCCAUGGAGCUAGUGGGGAGAGAGAAGGGUUCAGGGGUAGAAGGCAUCUGUCAUGGGACUGUACCAGCAGUGAUAGGAGACGGAGGGUCUACACAGUCCCUCGUCGUGGCUCGUUUCCUGGGAGUCUUCCAUGUGCCACAGGUGAGUUAUUUCUCCAGUUGUGCCUGUCUCAGUGACAAAAAGGAGUUUCCUGCCUUUUUAAGGACCAUGCCCAGUGACUUUUUCCAGGUAGAUGCUUUAGUACAACUUGUUAAGCACUUUGGCUGGACUUGGGUGGGUGUGGUAGCAGGCGAUGAUGCCUAUGGCCGUGGUGGAGCGAACAUCUUUGCCGAUGAGGUUCGAAAGUUUGGCACUUGUGUUGCCCUUCAUGAGGUUAUCCCUAAAAACCGAGCACAGACCACCAUUUCAUCUAUAAUUUCCAAGAUCCGCUCCUCUGGGGCUCAGGUGAUUCUGGUGUUUGCCGUGGAACAAGAUGCAGCAGCAUUGUUUGAUGAAGCUCUCAGAGAGGGGCUUACUGGGAUACAGUGGCUGGCCAGUGAGGCUUGGAGCACAGCUGCUGUCCUCUCCACCCCCAGAAAGUACCACCACAUCCUCCAGGGUUCUAUGGGAUUUGCCAUUCGGCGAGCACACAUCCCGGGAUUGCAGGACUUUCUGCUUCGCUUACAUCCCUCGAGCCCAGAUGCCCUUGCAGAUCCCUUCCUGAUACCCUUCUGGGAAGAGGUGUUUCAAUGCAGCCUGGGUCUGCAGGCCGAAGGUCAGGAGCAUAAUGUUGAGGGUAAACCUCCGUGCUCUGGAGCAGAAGAGCUGGGAAAUGUGAAGAAUAUCUAUUCAGAUGUGUCACAGCUAAGGAUUUCAUACAAUGUCUAUAAAGCUGUGUAUGCUAUCGCCCAUGCACUCAAAGCUAUGAGAAGCUGUGUGAAAGGAAAAGGGCCAUUUCCUCUGCAGGCCUGUCCAGAUGAGGAAAAUAUACAGCCGUGGCAGCUACUUCAUUACAUAAAACAGGUGGAAUACUUGAACUCCUUUGGGGAUGAGACCAAAUUUGAUGAGAAUGGCGACCCUGCAGCCAUGUAUGACCUUGUGAACUGGCAGCUGAGACCAAAUGGAGAAAUGGAGUUUGUCACUAUUGGCAAAUUUGAUGAGACGACCACAGUUGUAAAUCAGAAGCUCCAGAUCCAGGAACAUAUCAUUGUUUGGAAUGGCAACAAAACCACAGUUCCCUUGUCAGUAUGCAGCAGCAUUUGUCCCCCAGGAACCCGGAAGGCAAUCAAACCUAACUUCCCUGUCUGCUGCCAUGAUUGUGUGGUUUGCACAGCUGGGGAGAUUAGCAAUCAGACUGAUGCCAUAGAGUGUGUGCGCUGUCUGCCAGAGUUCUGGUCAAAUGCUGAGAGGACAGCCUGUAUCCCAAAAAAAGUGGAGUUCCUCUCCUUUAGUGACACUAUGGGCAUCACCCUGAUGGCUAUUUCCCUCAUUGGGUCCUUCUGCACCUGUGUGGUGGCCUUCAUAUUCUCCUGUCAUAGACUCACCCCGAUUGUCAGGGCCAACAACUCUGAGCUGAGCUUCCUGCUGCUCUUCUCCUUGACUCUGUGUUUCCUGUGUUCUUUGACCUUCAUCGGCCGGCCCUCCGAGUGGUCCUGCAUGCUGCGACACACAGCGUUCGGCAUUACUUUUGUCCUCUGUAUCUCUUGUAUACUGGGGAAAACUAUAGUGGUGUUAAUGGCCUUUAAGGCGACACUUCCAGGCAGUAAUGUAAUAAAAUGGUUUGGGACUGUACAGCAAAAGGCAUUCAUUACUUUUUGUACACUGGUCCAGGUAAUUAUCUGUACAGUGUGGCUGGUUGUCGUUCCCCCAACUCCACGCCAACUGAUGCCACGUGAGAGCUUUAUCAUCAUUCUCUUAUGUGACGAAGGUUCACCCAUAGCAUUCGCUCUCGUUCUGGGCUACAUUGGCCUGCUGGCCUGCAUAUGCCUUAUCCUGGCCUUCCUAGCAAGGAAACUCCCAGACAACUUCAACGAGGCCAGGCUCAUCACCUUCAGCAUGCUCAUUUUUUGUGCCGUGUGGAUAGCCUUCGUUCCUGCCUACAUCAGCUCUCCGGGAAAGUACUCCACAGCCACGGAGGUGUUUGCUAUCCUGGCCUCCAGCUAUGGACUACUGGGCUGCAUCUUUGCACCAAAGUGCUACAUAAUCCUACUGAGGCCAGAGAAGAACACAUGGAAACAUCUGAUGUCAAAACCUGCCACUGUCAAAUAUUAG
Molecule: messenger RNA, 3096 nt
Organism: Centropristis striata (black sea bass)
Lineage: Eukaryota; Metazoa; Chordata; Actinopteri; Perciformes; Serranidae
Product: extracellular calcium-sensing receptor-like
Exons: 12
Coding region: 1-3096 (1031 amino acids)
Biological process (GO): G protein-coupled receptor signaling pathway
Cellular component (GO): membrane
Molecular function (GO): G protein-coupled receptor activity
Source: RefSeq, a predicted model, not a curated record